AUGGCGAUAAGAUUAUCUGCGGGAGGUGCAUCUGAGAGAGAAGUUAUGCUGAAAAAAGAAAGAAAAGACAGGAAAAAGAUUGCACGUGAGAAAAAGUUGCAAAAGAAUGGCAGUGAUGAUGAGAAAGCAGUACAGCAGCAAAUACCAACCAUAGAAGCAAAAAGUGCUAAUGCAAAUGAGAAAAUAACAAGUACUGCUGUGGCCAGUGAUAACAAAGCCGCCGCAAACGUAUCAACAGGAUUACCACGUGAUUUGCUUGUUGAACGUGAACAAAGUGGACGAAUACAAUCUUUGAGAAAAUUCAUCUAUCAUCAUGGUUAUCUAUGUAAUCGUACAGUAACUGCAUGGAUUAUUACGAUCUCAUAUUUGCUAUGCAUAUACAUUUUUCUUGCGUUACUAGUGACUACGGGCAUAUAUAUGUUGUUAUACACUACCCGAGAUGCACCAGUGUACUACGGCGAGACUACUUUCAUUGGUGGUAUUCCAGGGAUUGGUUUUGAACCCCGAAAGCGAAGUAUGAAAAAAGAGCAAAAUAUUUUUAGAUGGAAUAUUGAUGAUCCAACAUCAUAUGCUUUUUAUGUGCGAAGGCUGCGGAGAAUUCUGUAUGAAUAUGCGAAGAUGGAGAUAAUACCCAGCAAAUUCAAAAUAGAUUGCAAGAAAACAGUUGUACCGUACGUGGGUGGAAAACCUGUAAAGCAUUUCUGCAAAAUAGAAGCAACCAAUACGGACGAGAAUUACGGUUAUGGUGAUUGUGCUUUAAGCAAGAAAGUUUUUGUUUUGCACUUCUGCUUGUAUAAGACAAAGGUCAAAGAUCAUCCCAUAUCUACUUUAUAUAUUUUGAACAAUGUUGAGCAAUGGUGA
Molecule: messenger RNA, 861 nt
Organism: Brugia malayi
Lineage: Eukaryota; Metazoa; Nematoda; Chromadorea; Rhabditida; Onchocercidae
Exons: 6
Coding region: 1-861 (286 amino acids)
Biological process (GO): potassium ion import across plasma membrane; intracellular potassium ion homeostasis; sodium ion export across plasma membrane
Cellular component (GO): sodium:potassium-exchanging ATPase complex
Molecular function (GO): ATPase activator activity
Source: RefSeq, a predicted model, not a curated record